Molecule: messenger RNA, 1197 nt
Organism: Neurospora tetrasperma FGSC 2508
Lineage: Eukaryota; Fungi; Ascomycota; Sordariomycetes; Sordariales; Sordariaceae
Exons: 2
Coding region: 264-749 (161 amino acids)
Biological process (GO): translation
Cellular component (GO): large ribosomal subunit; mitochondrion
Molecular function (GO): structural constituent of ribosome
Source: RefSeq, a predicted model, not a curated record
UCAACCGACUGACCGACGGCGGAAAGCAGAGCGUCAUUCUCGAGGCACGCGGCAGCAAUCCAUUUUUAUCCCCCAACCUACCUACAUCAUCCGACCUUCAACGACGGACGACGCCGAUACCCCCCUCCCACGAGCGAAUCCAAACCUCAACCUCCAAUCGGCGCAUCAAACCAAAAUACCAGACCACCUCUUUUUACACAUCCCAACACACACAAAAACAUCCCGAGAUACCCACCCUUUUCUAAACAAACACAACCGCCACAAUGUCCUUCUUCCGCAUAACCCUCCACCGCUCCGCCAUCGGUCUGCCCAAGCGCACCCACGGCGUGCUCGCCGCCCUCGGUCUCCGUCGCCGCAACCAAACCGUCUUCCACCCCGUCGAACCCCAAUUCGCCGGUAUGCUGAUGAAAGUCAAGGAGCUCGUUCGGGUAGAGGAGGUCCCCCACCGCUUGACCAAGCGCGAGCUGAAGGAUGAGCGCAAGCCGGACACCGGGUUUGUGGUGGAGAAGCAAGUGAGACGGUUCAUCCCCGGGGUGGGAGUUCAGGACGAAGUGGAUUUCUCCAAAGUGGUGGAAGAGCUGAAGGCGCAGAAAGUUGAGAACGUUGAAGGGGUGGAGAAGAUGGUGGUGGAGGGAGGGGCGGUGGUCAGGGAUGGCAAGCGGGCUGGGGAUUUGGGCGUGAGGACGAGAAGUGAUUGGGAGGUUAUUGGCAAGAUGAAGAGUGUUUUGCCCAAGGUUAAGGCUCUCUAAGUUCCAAAUUGUUGACAGGGCAAGGGGGAAGAAUGGAUGAGGAGGAGGAGGAAUAGGAGGUCGAGAAGGACAGGGAAGGUUGUCAAGACCGCGCCCAGUCAGCAUAUUGCCAAAUGGUUGGCUGGGCGCAUGGUUCUGGCACUACGUCCCGAGCCAGCUGUUGUGUCUCUUUCGGGACGGGCUUGUGUCUGGGAAAUACUGAGCUCGUAUACUCACUCGGUCGGCUUACCUCGGAUCUUACGCCGUCUAGAAGCACUGCUUUGCUUGCUCGAAUACUCCCGUCUUUCUCGACCACCAUUUUGUACAAUACUGUAUGCUACGAAUACCACGUAGUAGGAAAUCAUCGGAAUGGGAAAAGCACGUUGGAACAAGUAACUACCUGUGAUCUGCACGGCAGCUAGACAUGCCUGUAGUAAUAGGAAAAAGCGAGCAACAAGGACGGAUGUGA